ACUCAGCUGCGCGUGUCUGUCGGUCUUCUGGAUCUCAGUCCGUCCGAUCGGAUCCGCGCUGCUGACGAGCAGAACCAUCCCGUGACGUCACGCGCGGGCAUUACCAAAUUGUCGUGUACUGAACAUAGUCUUUUAUUUUUAAAUCAAUAUCUCAGAUCCGAACCGAACCGGACCUCCGGACUCCCGCCGCGUUUUAAGGACCCGUCAACAAGUUGGUACGUGAACAAUUUAACAUUGACAUUAGAAUAAUAUCCCAAAACACAGUAUUAAUUAACACCUGUUAUACAAACAUGGUUCCCAAUUUUUUCCAAAUGUGAUGAAUUCAUUCUCACCUUAUUAUUAUAUACAGUUAUGUGAGAUACUCUCUCUCUCUCAUUGUGGACGAGUCUCUAGGACUAAAAAGUACUCCAGUCCUUUAUUCCCUCCUCUGCUCAGUACACCACCUGCACGUGUACUUGUACUCCCGUACAUGUACUUGUACAUGGCGGUGCCGAGGAGUGCCGGCACCCUGCGGGACCUCCAGCUGGCUCUGCAGCUGAAGGUGGAGGAGCUCCGGCAGAGAGACUCUCUGAUCGACGAGCUGGAGCUGGAGCUGGACACCAAGGACGACCUCAUCCGCCGGCUUCAGGUGGAGCUGGACCGGCACCGCAGCGCCGCGCAGCAGGCGGCCAUCGCCGAGCAGGCGGCCGGCACAGGAGCCCCGGCGGCCCCCGAUGAACCGCAACGCAUCAAAAGACAGGCGAUCUCCGCUGAGCCCACAGCGCUGGACCCCUCACAGCUCACUGGAGUCACGCUGAAGAGCUACUGCAAGACCAAGGAGUCAAGUGAUCGGAUCCAGAGGGCUCUAAUGGACAACGAGUUCAUGAAACACCUGGAACACGGGCAGAUCCUCACCAUCAUGGACUGCAUGCAGCCCACCAGCCUCACCAGGGGCUGCUGCGUCAUCCAGGAGGGAGGCGACGGCUCCACCGUCUACGUCCUGGAGGAGGGAAUGGUGGAGGUGACCAAACAAGGAAAGAAGCUGUGCUGCAUUGGAGAGGGGAAGGUCUUCGGAGAGCUCGCCAUCCUCUACAACUGCACUCGCACUGCAACAGUCACAGCUCUGACUGACAUCAAGCUGUGGGCCAUCGACCGCCAGGGCUUCCAGACCAUCAUGAUGAGGACUGGUCUCAUCAAACACUCCCAGUACACCGACUUCCUCCGCAGGGUUCCGUCCUUUCAGUCUCUUGCGGAGGACGUCCUCAGCAAACUGGCUGAUGUUCUGGAGGAGACUCACUACAGCGACUCGGAUUACAUCAUCCGCCAGGGAGCCACCGGAGACACAUUCUUCAUCGUCAGUGAAGGACAGGUGAAGGUCUCCCAGCAGAACUCACCUGGGGACGAGCAUCUGGUGGUGAAUACGCUCUCUAAAGGAGACUGGUUUGGAGAGCAGGCUCUGAAAGGUGAAGACGUGCGUACAGCCAGCCUCACCGCUGUGGGAGACGUCACAUGUCUGGUCAUCGACAGAGAGUCCUUCAAGCAGCUGAUCGGGGAUCUUGACGACGUCAACAGCAAGCAGAGCGACGGGGCCGAGGUGGAGGCCAGCAUUCAGGCAGAAGCAGAUUUCUUCUCCAAAGUUUCCAUGAGUGAUUUCAACAUCAUCUGCACUCUGGGGAUGGGAGGCUUCAGCCGAGUGGAGCUGGUACAGCUGAAGAACGAUCCGAAUCCAAACAGAUCCUUCGCCCUGAAGGUUCUCAAGAAACGCCACGUCAUGGACACCAGCCAGCAGGGCCACAUCCUGUCAGAGCGCCGCAUCAUGAUGGAGGCUCACAACCCGUUCAUCAUCAGGUUAUACCGGACCUUCAGAGACUCCAAGUACCUGUACAUGCUGCUGGAGGCGUGUCUCGGGGGGGAGCUGUGGACGCGGCUCAGAGACAGGGGGUCCUUCGACGACGGCGUCACCCGCUUCUACGCGGGCUGCGUGGUGGAGGCGCUGGCCUUCCUGCACUCCAGAGGGAUCAUCUACCGAGACCUGAAACCCGAGAACAUCAUCCUGGACCACCGGGGAUACGCCAAGCUGGUGGACUUUGGUUUCGCCAAGAAGGUGGGUCUGGGUAAGAAGACGUGGACGUUCUGCGGGACCCCGGAGUACGUGGCCCCUGAGAUCAUCCUGAACAAAGGCCACGACAGCUCCGCCGACUGCUGGUCUCUGGGGAUCCUGGUCUUUGAGCUGCUCAGCGGCAGCCCCCCGUUCACCGGCUCCGACCCGAUGCAGACCUACAACAUCAUCCUGAGGGGCAUCGACAUGGUCGAGUUCCCCAAGAAGAUCACUAAGAGCGCCGCCAACCUCGUCAAGCGCCUCUGCAGGGACAACCCCUCGGAGAGGCUGGGGAACCAGAAGAACGGCGCAAAGGACAUCCAGAAGCACAAGUGGUUCGAGGGCUUCAACUGGGACGGCCUCCGCAAGGGAACCGUGGCCUCGCCCUUCACCCCCACGGUGGACGGACCGCUGGACAACAGCAACUUCGACUUCUUCCCUGAGGAUGGCGAGGAGCCCCCCCCCGACGAGGAGUCCGGCUGGGACGAGGAGUUCUAACAGGAGACCAAAGAACCUCUUCAUCUCCAUCAGGUUCAGAGGAGGAGAAAUCCAGAAUAAAAUCUACAGGCUUCAGGUUGAAAAGAAAGUUAAGAGUUAAAAAAUGAUCAUUUUGAUGAGAGACAUAUUUGGUGAGAAAUAUUAUAACAAGUGAUUAGUCAUGAAUUGAGGAGCUGGACGGUUUCAGGGGAAAAAACUAAUAAUAUACGUCAUUGUAAUAUUACAGGAAUACAUUCACAACAUACAGUCCUACAAUUAUGGAAUUAAGUAUUAGGGCCGGGACUUUAGCGCGUUAAUUGCGAUUAAUUCAUUACAAUAUGAAUUAAGAUUAAUUAAUUACACAUACAAAUAACGCAUUACACAUUUUUUACGCAUUUUUACACUUUUUUUGCCCCGUGGAACGUUUCUCACUGGAUGAGUUUUGGGGGGACCGAUUAUACUGGAGCACCAACUAGC
This is a messenger RNA of Pungitius pungitius (ninespine stickleback), 3031 nucleotides long. Its product is annotated as cGMP-dependent protein kinase 1-like. The record is from RefSeq and is a predicted model, not a curated record. The coding region runs from base 317 to 2575 and encodes 752 amino acids. NCBI's taxonomy places the organism in Eukaryota, Metazoa, Chordata, Actinopteri, Perciformes, Gasterosteidae. The transcript is spliced from 20 exons. Gene Ontology annotation, molecular function: cGMP-dependent protein kinase activity; ATP binding. Gene Ontology annotation, biological process: protein phosphorylation.